AAAAUAUUCAUCAUUCAAAAGUCCUUAUUCGGAUCGUAUAUAACCCAAGAAAUGGCCCGGUUGAUGUUGCGAAUGAAAGUAUCCAUGAUACUGACGGGUGUAUUUUUUACGCUUUACUUUGGACUCCAGCCAGUAACAGAGUGGUUUGAAAGAAAGGAUCUAGUGGCUGCACCCGAAGAAGUUGUCUUUGUGAACACCUCCGUUUGUCAUGUAAGUGGCCAAUGGAAGCCGACGGGGUUUUACUCUUCGAUUGAGCCGGUCAACAAGUUGCGGUGUCGGAUGCCCCAACUACUUAUUGCGAUAACUCAAGAUGGUAGCAAUUUUCUGGAGGCCAAAAGGAUUUCAGAGGACUUGAGUUGUAAGUAUUGGCUAAAAUCUGGACACACCCACAUCCACUCAGGACAGUACACAGCGUAUGGACACUUCGAUCUGAAAAGGGGUGCGACCAGAAAAAUUAAGAUCGGCACUGGAGAGCAAAUAGUUCGCAUUAGGUGCUUGGACAAGUUUAAGGCAAGCAAAUACCAUGACGUGCUUUAUUUUUUCUCUCCGCCUGAUCCCAAAUUGAUGUCGACAGAGAGUCCUGAAAAAUUGUCUGUGAUGGUCUUGGGCAUUGACUCAGUUUCUCACAUGCAUUUUGUGCGAUAUUUUCCCCUCGUGAAGGCCUUCUUAGAAAACCACCCGCACACGAAAUUCUUCGGCUACAGUCGUGUGGGCCUGGAUGCAAAUGCCAAUUUAGUCCCUUUUCUAGGUGGCGAAAGUAGUCGAGUAGCGGGCUCAGACUUUCUAUCCAACGACAAGGCGUGGCUGUGGGACAGCUUCAAGAUUGAAGGCUACAGCACUGCCUACGGUGAGGAUAACGCUAAAGGGAUCCUCUCCAGUAGGAACGGGGACAAAGAGCUUCCCAAAAUUCCAGUUGAUUUUGAUUUGACUCCUGUAAUUGUCGAGAUGAAUAAUCACACGCGGUAUAGCAUCGAUCUGAAGGAGAUGAUCCACUGCACGGCAGGCCGUAAAUUCCAAGAUGUUCUCAGAGACUUUGUACUCCAACUGGUACCCUAUAUGCAAGGAAUCCCAUUUUUCUCGGUUUUCUGGCAGUCGCAGGGUGUCCAGGAGUACUAUGAAUAUGCCUGGCACUUGGAUCAUUCUUAUAUGACGCUUUUGAAGAAGUUGCUGGACGCGGAUAUUCUGAACAACACUCUGCUGCUUCUGAUGUCUGACCACGGCCUGCGAGCUGGUGAAUACCGCAUGAGCCUUCAGGGCAUGAAGGAAGAAUCACAGCCUUUAAUGGUGGCAAUAUAUCCGGAAUGGCUAAAGCGGAAAUACCCUUUGGCAGUGGGGAAUCUCGAAAGCAACGCGCAUAGCCUGAUCACUCCGUACGAUCUUCGCGAAACCCUGGCGGAUGUUAUAGCUCUUGGUCAACUGAAGGACGCCAACAUAGAGGUCAGCAUGAAAAGACUCCAGACCCAUCCCCCAAAUAGGUUGCCCAGGGGCAUAAGCCUCUUUCUACCGAUUCCCGACCACAGGACCUGCGACUUGGCUCACAUACCUUCCCUAUUCUGCUUUUGCCGCGAGCUCACCGAACUUCCCACAGACGACGGCUUGGUCCUUCGAAGCAGUCGCUUUAUGGUGGAAUCCAUCAACCAGCUUAUCAAGCCAUUCGGGCAGUGCCGGCAGCUGAAGCUCGAAAUGGUUCUACUGGCCUACUUCUUGGACUUCGGCGAAGAGUCCUUCGUCUACGAGUUGAGGCUGCGGGUGCGGACGAGUCCGGGGAAUGGGGUUUACGAGGCCACCGUUCGUCUGUCGGACGUUCUACUUUUGACCAGUCCCAUCAGUCGGGUCAGUCAUUACCUGGGGCAGUCCCCUUGCAUCGGCGAUCCAGACCUACAAAUAUUUUGCUUCUGUAUUUGA
Molecule: messenger RNA, 1905 nt
Organism: Drosophila sechellia
Lineage: Eukaryota; Metazoa; Arthropoda; Insecta; Diptera; Drosophilidae
Exons: 1
Coding region: 52-1905 (617 amino acids)
Source: RefSeq, a predicted model, not a curated record